This is a messenger RNA of Strongylus vulgaris, 627 nucleotides long. The record is from the annotation of a GenBank genome assembly. Lineage: Eukaryota; Metazoa; Nematoda; Chromadorea; Rhabditida; Strongylidae.
ACUUGGGAGGAAUAUUUAACGGCACAGCAGUCAAUCGAUGGAGUACAAUUUACAUGGAAUUUAUGGCCUCACAGUAGAGUAGAUGCACAAAGGCUUGUCGUACCUGUAUCAUGCUUCUUCACUCCUCUGAAGGAAAGGCCUGCUGACCAGCCGCAACAACCGCCACUUGAGUACGAUCCCGUUCUAUGUCAAAAAGCUAGUUGUAAGGCUAUUCUUAACCCACUGUGUUUCGUAGACUUUCGUGCAAAGUCAUGGGUGUGCCCCUUCUGUAAUCAAAGGAAUCCAUUUCCCGCUCACUAUGCAGCAAUUGCUGAAGACAACCGUCCUCCGGAACUGUAUCCUCAAUUCACAACAAUUGAAUAUACGCUGAAGAAGGCUACUACAAUGCCACCUAUUUUUGUCUUUGUUGUCGACACCUGCAUAACUUCUGAAGAAUUGAAAGCCCUCAAGGAAAGCUUACAGACGGCUCUUUCGCUUCUUCCUGCCGAUGCUUUGGUUGGAAUCAUCACUUAUGGCCGAAUGGUUCAGCUACACGAGCUUAAUGUCCAGGGUAUUAGUCGGAGUUUCGUAUUCAAGGUAUGUUUACUAGUGGUUUGCGCAAUCCUUGUCACAUGUCAUCACAUUUGA